AAGUUAGUUACGUAUCAUCUCGCGAGAGGUAUCAUGGUGGCAAGAAGGCAACUUGCAUCAGAUUGAAUUCGGUUAAACUGUAAAAACAACAAUCAUGGCGUUUUCUGACACACAGGUUCAUAUUCUGAUAAAUGCUUUUAUGUCGGCAAUGGGGUUCAUUGUGUGUUAUAGCAUAAUUCCGAAGUUUAAAACGAUGUUUAUCAAUGCACACCUCUUUGGCAUUGACAUGAGCAAAAGGGAAAAGAAGCAAAUUCCAGAAUCUCAAGGAAUGAUAUGUGGAGCCAUUUUCCUUGUCAUCAUGUUCUUAUUCAUCCCAGUACCAUUUUACAAACAUAUUUUGACAGACAAUUCGGGAAAUUCAUUCCCACAUCAUGAGUAUAUCGAGUACAUUGCUGCUCUGCUGUCCAUAUGCUGUAUGAUAUUUUUGGGAUUUGCUGAUGAUGUUUUAGAGCUAAAAUGGCGACACAAACUGUUUUUGCCAACCAUGGCUUCUCUUCCAUUGCUGAUGGUUUACUUCGUGAACUUCGAUUCAACAGUGAUUAUCAUACCUAAACCUUUACGCUUUUAUUUUGGUCAUGAUAUUGAUUUAGGAAUUUUAUAUUAUGUGUACAUGGGAAUGUUGGCUGUCUUUUGCACUAAUGCAAUAAACAUCUUGUCUGGAGUAAAUGGUUUGGAAACUGGACAAUCUCUUAUCAUAGCUGUUUCAGUACUUAUUUUCAACUUCUUAGAGCUGAAUGGAUGUUGUAGAGAGGCACAUAUUUUCAGCAUAUAUUUUAUUCUACCAUACACAGCUGUUUGUCUAGCCAUUUUCAUACAUAACUGGUACCCAGCAGAUGUAUUUGUGGGAGACACUUUCUGCUAUUUCUCAGGAAUGACUUUUGCAGUAGUGGCAAUUUUAGGACAUUUUAGCAAGACAAUGUUAUUGUUCUUUAUACCUCAGGUCUUCAAUUUUAUAUACUCAGUACCACAGCUUUUUAGAAUGGUUCCAUGUCCAAGACACAGACUACCUAAAUAUGAUCCAGUAAGUGACACAGUAGGCAUGAGUAAAACCACCUUUAAAUAUGACAAACUAAAUAUCCUGGGGAAAUUGUCUGUGACUUUAUUUAGGAUGUUGUUUCUCCUGGAAGUGAAGGACGGUGUAGGGGAGGAUAAACAGUAUAUAGAGUGUAAUAACAUGACUCUAAUUAACCUGGUGCUGAAGUUCUGUGGACCCUUACAUGAAAAGACACUAGUUACCAUUCUGUUAACAAUGCAGGUCUUCUGCAGUGUUCUUGCUUUUGGAAUAAGGUAUCAACUCUCCAAAGUAUUUUAUGACUAGUGAAUUCCAAAAAGUGAUCAUUUGAAAGCCAUUGUACAUUGCUGACUGCAAAAUAUUAAAAAUAUCUUUGCCAAAGGCUGCCAAUACUUGUAGGUACUAAUCAAAAAUAAAUUUAUUCUGUUUGAGCCAUAGGCUUUCAUUUAAUAGCUGCAUUUAAAUCAUGAGUCUCAAACUUUAGGAUCGUGAUUUAAGGUUAUACAAUUGUUGUUAUGUUUUGAUGUAACUAAACUAAUAUUGAUAAAUUACUUAUUAUGUAUGAUAAAUUAAUUUUUAUACGAGAGAACUUCAUUUAUUCCGAACAGCAUGAGACAUACUGUCUGCUCACAAAAUUAUAUUUUUUUUAUGUUUGCAUUCUUCAAAAUUACAUACAAAAAAAAUAUUAAAAUUUGUGCAAAAUUUGUCUCAAAAAGAUGAAAACACUAUUUUGUGAAAUCAGGUGCAACAAAAUUUAGAUUUGCACAGAGAUUGACAAGUACUUCAUGUACAUAUGGUAGAUUUUGAAAAAUCAGUACCAGAGUACCAGUGAAUUAUUUUUCUAUUGUAAAGUCAAGUUAAAAGUAUAUGAUUAGGAAAACAUUAUGAAAAGUUAAGUAUAAGUACUGAUAUUGUUAAAACUGCCUAUCAUUUACUCUAUACAUUGUUGCAUAUUAAACAUUUUCCUAAUUGUGUUCUUAAAGUAGAAACAUUUGAAUCGGAAUAUUAAUAGAAAUAUGACACCAUAAAUGUACUAGUAGCCUAGUGCUAUAAAUAAAGUGUGUUUUUGGUGGAAUAUAAUAAUAAUACAUUCCAUAUCUGAUAUUGUGACAUUGUGCAUAUUUUUUUUAUUUAAAGUUUGUUUAAUGAUAGGCGAAGGGGUAAAAUCAGAAAAUAAAAUCUGUUGAGAUUGGAAAAACCCAGAAGAACCUCAUAUCAAGUUAAUAUGCAAUGAUUCUGGAUUGAUAAAUCCAGCCUGCAUGCAUUGAAUAUUAACUUUAUUUAUUCUGGGUUUCAAUACAUGUAUAUUAAAUCUUAAUCCAAUUCACUGAUCAUUGAGUAGUUGCCAUUAUAAUUUCUUUUUUUCUCCUUUAGUUGUACCUUUUCUUUGAAUUUAAUAUAUUCAUUUCAUAUUAAAAAUCCUACCAUAUACUUACAUGUACAUCUUACAAUGCUUACAUUAAAUAUUUAAACAAGAUAAAUUGUACACUCACAUCCCUUUUUUCCAUACUGAGUAUUCUUUGAAAUGUAAAGGUACAUGAGAUUGACCCUCUGUUACACUAAAUUUCUCUCUCCUCCCUCUCUACAUCAAGAAAUUUUUAAAAAUGUAAAUACUUGUAUGGAUUUAUGUAGUAAUUUUUUACACACAUGCAGAUUAAUAGCAAUUAACUCCUAGGAAAUAUGUUCAUAAACAAAUGUUCAUAAACAACAAAAUAGUAAUUAACAGUUAUUGCUCUUGCUUCAUUAAAAUAAGAUAGAAAAUAUUUAAUCUUAGCAUAAAUGCUAGAAUAUAUUAUAUAUACACAUUGAUAUAAUGAUUAACUUGAUAUAUGUGGCCACUUUACAGCUAAUUACUGUUUCCAAUUAUCUGUAAAUAGCAUAUAUGACCUUGUGUUAUUAUGUACUUUGUACAUGUAUUGGUACACUGGCCAGAACUAAACACUAUUUGUAGAUACAUGUUGGAAUACUGGAGUCUGAUAAUCAUUACAACAUUGAGUUGUUGUGUAUAAUAAAUAUUGAGAUAAAUAUGUACAAUAAAUAACUAAUUAAAAGUAUUUCACAUGUAAAUUUUAAAAUCUAUAAGAUACGGAAUUAAAAAGAUUUUAUAUACUUUGAGAAAAAUAUGUUUAGUAAUAUAUAUGUAUUAAGAUGAUUUAAUUUUUGUGGCUACUUUA
Molecule: messenger RNA, 3186 nt
Organism: Saccostrea cuccullata (small rock oyster)
Lineage: Eukaryota; Metazoa; Mollusca; Bivalvia; Ostreida; Ostreidae
Product: UDP-N-acetylglucosamine--dolichyl-phosphate N-acetylglucosaminephosphotransferase-like
Exons: 8
Coding region: 95-1318 (407 amino acids)
Biological process (GO): dolichol-linked oligosaccharide biosynthetic process; protein N-linked glycosylation
Cellular component (GO): membrane
Molecular function (GO): UDP-N-acetylglucosamine-dolichyl-phosphate N-acetylglucosaminephosphotransferase activity
Source: RefSeq, a predicted model, not a curated record